Messenger RNA from Egretta garzetta (little egret), 3206 nucleotides. It is a transcript of the gene GNE, whose product is annotated as glucosamine (UDP-N-acetyl)-2-epimerase/N-acetylmannosamine kinase. The record is from RefSeq and is a predicted model, not a curated record. Gene Ontology annotation, molecular function: hydrolase activity, hydrolyzing O-glycosyl compounds; N-acylmannosamine kinase activity; UDP-N-acetylglucosamine 2-epimerase activity. Gene Ontology annotation, biological process: UDP-N-acetylglucosamine metabolic process. The coding region runs from base 40 to 2208 and encodes 722 amino acids. Lineage: Eukaryota; Metazoa; Chordata; Aves; Pelecaniformes; Ardeidae. The transcript has 11 exons.
UAUUUCAAGAAUCUUUCAAAACAGAAACAAAAAGAAGUCAUGGAGAAGAAUGGAAACAACCACAAACUUCGUGUUUGUGUUGCUACUUGCAACCGUGCUGAUUAUUCAAAAUUAGCUCCCAUUAUGUUUGGUAUUAAGGCAGAACCACAGUUUUUUGAGCUUGAUGUUGUAGUGCUUGGUUCCCACCUGAUUGAUGAUUAUGGUAACACCUAUCGUAUGAUUGAACAAGAUGACUUCGAUAUUCAUACAAGAUUGCACACCAUUGUGAGAGGGGAGGAUGAAGCAGCUAUGGUGGAGUCAGUGGGCCUUGCAUUAGUGAAGUUACCAGAUGUCCUGAACCGCCUAAAACCUGACAUAAUGAUAGUUCAUGGGGACAGAUUUGAUGCUUUGGCCCUAGCCACAUCUGCAGCCCUGAUGAAUAUUCGCAUUCUUCACAUUGAAGGUGGGGAAGUCAGUGGGACCAUUGAUGACUCUAUCAGACAUGCUAUAACCAAACUGGCCCAUUACCACGUGUGCUGCACAAGGAGUGCAGAGCAGCAUUUGAUAGCCAUGUGUGAAGACCAUGACCGCAUCCUUUUAGCAGGCUGUCCCUCGUAUGACAAGCUUCUCUCUGCCAAAAAUAAGGACUACAUGAGUAUUAUACGCAUGUGGCUAGGUGAAGAUGUCAAAACCAGAGAUUAUAUAGUUGCUCUGCAACAUCCUGUAACCACAGAUAUUAAACAUUCCAUAAAGAUGUUUGAGCUGACAUUAGAUGCACUCAUCUCCUUCAACAAGAGAACACUUGUUCUGUUCCCUAAUGUGGAUGCAGGAAGCAAGGAGAUGGUUCGGGUGAUGAGGAAGAAGGGCAUUGAACAUCAUCCCAAUUUUCGGGCAGUAAAGCAUGUCCCAUUUGACCAGUUCAUUCAGCUAGUUGCUCAUGCUGGUUGUAUGAUUGGUAACAGCAGUUGUGGUGUCAGAGAGGUGGGAGCAUUUGGCACACCUGUCAUCAACUUGGGGACACGUCAGACAGGAAGAGAAACAGGUGAAAAUGUUCUUCACGUUCGUGAUGCUGAUACACAGGAUAAGAUUUUGCAUGCUCUGCAGCUGCAGUUUGGUAAACAGUAUCCAUGCUCAAAAAUAUACGGAGAUGGUAAUGCUGUCCCAAGGAUUUUGAAGUUUCUCAAAUCUAUUGACCUCAAAGAGCCACUGCAAAAGAAAUUCUGUUUUCCUCCUGUCAAAGAUAAUAUCUCUCAAGAUAUUGACCACAUUCUAGAGACACAGAGUGCUCUGGCUGUGGAUCUAGGUGGAACAAAUCUCCGAGUAGCAAUUGUCAGUAUGAAGGGUGAAAUAGUUAAGAAGUAUACCCAGCUCAACCCUAAAACUUAUGAAGACAGGCUAGAAUUGAUUCUAAAGAUGUGUAUAGAGGCUGCAUCGGAGGCAGUAAAUGUGAACUGCAGAAUUUUGGGAGUAGGUAUUUCCACAGGGGGACGGGUAAACCCUCGAGAAGGAAUUGUGCUUCACUCUACAAAACUCAUUCAGGAGUGGAGCUCUGUGGAUCUCAGAACUCCAAUAUCUGAUGCUCUGCACCUGCCGGUCUGGGUGGACAAUGACGGAAACUGUGCUGCUCUAGCAGAGAGGAAAUUUGGUCAUGGAAAAGGAAUAGAAAAUUUUGUAACACUCAUUACUGGUACAGGAAUUGGAGGUGGAAUCGUUCAUCAACACGAAUUGAUCCAUGGCAGUUCUUUCUGUGCAGCUGAGCUUGGGCAUAUUGUUGUAUCUUUAGAUGGACCAGAGUGCCUGUGUGGUAGCCAAGGAUGUAUAGAAGCAUAUGCCUCUGGAAUAGCAUUACAGAGAGAAGCUAAGAAACUGCAUGAUGAGGAUCUGCUUUUAGUAGAAGGAAUGUCAAUGAAGAAAGAGGAGGUUGUUAGCGCUGCACAUCUCAUUCAAGCAGCUAAACUCGGGAACACAAAAGCAGACAGCAUUCUCAGAACAGCUGGGACAGCAUUAGGCCUUGGAGUUGUGAACAUUCUGCACACCAUGAACCCCUCUCUUGUGAUCCUUUCUGGAGUUCUAGCUAGCCACUAUGUUAACGCUGUCAAAGACGUGAUAAAUCGACAGGCUCUAUCCUCAGUUAAAACUGUGGAUGUAGUGGUCUCAAAUCUAGCAGAUCCUGCUCUUCUUGGAGCUGCUAGCCUGGUACUGGAUUAUACUACACGUAGAAUAUACUAGGUACCUGGAAGAAUUACAGAAAUGAACUAUUCAAAUUCCUAAUGGGUGGAGGGUAUACUUUGCUCAAAACUUCUCUUUGAUGACAGCAGCUACUGAAUCUGAGUAGUGUUCUGAAUACUUGGUGACUACUUCAGCAUUUCCUAGUUGAGAUACUAUCUUUUUUUAUUUUUCGUAAAUUUCAUCCUGACUUCAUAGGAACUAAUGUGCAAUUCUGUUGUUUUUAAUCACCUCUGUUAGUAAGCCCAUAUGUUGCUUUAAGUGCAACUGAAUUAUUUAAGAGCGUAUCUUGAUGUAUGGUAGGAAAUACGUGUAUGGUACGUCAAAUUAGAGGAAACAUUUGGGGAUCGAUAUCUCAUUUCACACCUAUGAGAAAUGAGAAGUCUACAAUGUGACCAGCUUUUCAGGCUUCCACAAAGCAAAUAUGAUGUAAUCACCAAUAGCAGGUAGUAAUUUCAGUGGAUGGAGAUGAGGGAAGCUGCCUCUACAAUCAGAAAGGCUGCAUCUGGAAAUUGUGGUUCAUGAAGGACUUGGUGGAGGCAGUUAUUUAUUACAUCAUCUUCAGAGGGCAGAGUCCCAUUUCAGAAGCUUGCACAUGAAGGAAAAAGGAUGAUGGUCUAGUGAGCUUACAGCCUGCAGAGCAGUCCAAACAAACUGACAAGUGUAGCAGUGAGCAUCUUUGUCUUCUGGCUAUGGCCAACAGUAAAUUACUUGAAUUUUAUUGUUUGGGGGUUUCUCGAGGGACUUGUGUCUACUACUUUGCCAAAUUAGCAGAGAGGAGACUGGUUAUUCUUUGGUAGCCAGUUAGCUGAAAUUCAGUUAUGUGGCACAUCCAAGCGUAAAGACUCUACCUUUCAAGAAAUCUUUUCCACAGCAGAGUGAGAUAGUGCAUCUCCACAGCAGUUCUGGUGGCUGCAGGUACUCUGUUCUUUUCCCGCAUUCACCAUUAGCUCGCAGGAUGGAAAGUCAAAUCUGAGCCUCACCUUCAAGACAUUCAGAAG